AGGUUGAACCGCAGCUAAUCUUCUUUCCACACCGAAGCAAUGCUAGAUGACGAAGAGAUCCAUCAGAAAGAAAAAACAAAGAAGAAAUAAUUAAAUAAGGAGUAGAAGCCAUGUAGAGAGACAUUUCAAUUAGUACUCGUACAGGGUCCUUUGGGGAAACAUAAAGGGAAGAGGAUGGACCAGGCACUGCUGCACAAGACUGAGGACAGGGCGUCUUUACUCACAUGGGGUGCCUUCGUGGAAGAGCUAAAGAAGAUGAGCUCCUUGGCAGCUCCGCUGAUGUUGGUGGCGAUGACACUGUACCUAUUGCAGGUUGUAUCAAUGAUGAUGGCAGGGCACCUUAGUGCACUGUCUCUCUCUGGGGUCUCGAUUGCCACUUCUUUCACCAAUGUCACUGGCUUCAGCCUCGUGAUUGGAUUAGCUGGGGGUCUGGAAACUCUUUGUGGUCAAGCUUAUGGAGCAGGGCAAUAUAAAAAGUUCGGAAGCUACACUUAUGGCGCAAUGAUAUCACUCAUUCCAAUUUGUCUUCCCGUAUCUGUUCUUUGGAUAUUCAUGGACAGGAUACAAAUAGCAAUAGGAAUAGACUCUGAUAUCUCAAUUGUAGCCCGCAAAUAUGCGAUUUGUCUAGUUCCUGCGUUAUUUGCCAAUGCGAUUCUUAUUCCUUUGCUUCGCUACUUCCAGUGUCAAAGCAUGGUUCUCCCAAUGCUUUUAAGCAACUGUGCAACUGUGUGUAUCCAUAUCCCUCUUUGUUGGGCUCUAGUUUAUAAAUGGGAAUUAGGGUACAUUGGGGCAGCAUUAGCCAUUGGUUUGUCUUAUUGGUUAAAUGUGUUCUUCCUUGCACUUUACAUGGCGUUCUCUUCGUCUUGUGAGAAAACCCGGGGUCUUUACUUGGAUGAUAUUUUCUCAAGCAUAAAGGAGUUUCUGCACAUUGCCUUCCCUUCUGCUGCAAUGAUUUGCCUUGAGUGGUGGACGUUUGAGCUACUUUUGUUGCUGGCCGGGCUUCUUCCUGAUUCCAAGCUGGAAACAUCUGUUCUUUCUGUUUGCCUGACAACCGUGUCCUUGCACUACUAUGUACAAUAUGGAAUUUCUGCAGCUGGAAGCACUCGGGUUUCGAAUGAAUUAGGAGCAGGAAAUCCAGAGAUAGCUCGAGGGGUUGUCUACGUAUCACUGAUCCUUUCAACUACCGAGGCAGUUAUAGUGAGCACAGCUCUCUUCUUCUGCCGCCACAUUUUUGGAUAUGCUUUUAGCAAUGACAAGGGAGUUGUGGACUAUGUUGCUGAAGUGGCUCCCCUGAUUUGUCUCUCAAUUAUCAUGGAUAGCUUUCAAAUAGUACUUUCUGGGAUUGUUAGAGGAUGCGGGUGGCAACACAUAGGUGCCUUUGUCAACCUGGGGGCAUAUGAUUUAGUUGCAGCUCCAAUAGCUGUUCUACUGUGUUUUGUUGCGCAUCUCAGAGCGAAAGGCCUUUGGAUUGGAAUAUUAACUGGGACUACUGUGCAGGCAACAUCAUAUGUUGUCAUAACUGCAUUGAUCAAUUGGAAAAAGCAGGCAUCAGAGGCAAGGAAGAGGAUCUUCGAGGGGACAUGUUCGACUAAUGACGAAUUGCCUUGAUCAAAAUAAAAACAUGACAGAACCAAUGUGCUUGAUGAUGAGUUUGAGAAAUCAGUGCUAUUCUUGUAAUCAUCUUUUUUUUCCGAUUCAUUAUCUACAUGUCUUUCCAUACCAGAAAUGGAGAUAAUUCAACUCCAUUGAAGCACAAAAUAACGUUCUUGCCACAUAUAGAAGGCUUACAUAGCAUAUCGAAUUCGACUACUUAGCAACAAGUUUGACCUGGUAAGUAACUA
Messenger RNA from Populus trichocarpa (black cottonwood), 1841 nucleotides. RefSeq names its product protein DETOXIFICATION 6. The record is from RefSeq and is a predicted model, not a curated record. The transcript is spliced from 7 exons. The coding region runs from base 175 to 1608 and encodes 477 amino acids. Gene Ontology annotation, biological process: xenobiotic detoxification by transmembrane export across the plasma membrane. NCBI's taxonomy places the organism in Eukaryota, Viridiplantae, Streptophyta, Magnoliopsida, Malpighiales, Salicaceae. Gene Ontology annotation, cellular component: membrane. Gene Ontology annotation, molecular function: antiporter activity; xenobiotic transmembrane transporter activity.